This is a messenger RNA of Pistacia vera, 966 nucleotides long. RefSeq names its product magnesium-dependent phosphatase 1. The coding region runs from base 153 to 725 and encodes 190 amino acids. NCBI's taxonomy places the organism in Eukaryota, Viridiplantae, Streptophyta, Magnoliopsida, Sapindales, Anacardiaceae. Gene Ontology annotation, molecular function: acid phosphatase activity. The record is from RefSeq and is a predicted model, not a curated record. The transcript is spliced from 4 exons.
ACCCACAUUCCAGCUUUGCUUCUUUCCAAUAAAUAGUGAAGAAAGAAGCCAAAUAAAAAUAAUAAUAAUAAAUAAUAAUAAUUCUACUCGUUAUCCCUCUAAAUUCAAAUAAAAACCCCAACCAAACGAAAUCCAUUUCAAGAAACGCAGACAUGGGAGAAGAGAAAGUGAAAGAAGAAGCCUUGCGAAUUAUUGGAAUGUUUCAAGUUCUCCCUCGUUUGGUUGUCUUCGAUCUUGAUUACACUCUGUGGCCUUUCUACUGUGAAUGCCGCUCAAAACGUGAAAUGCCAUCUUUGUAUCCCCAUGCUAAAGGCGUCUUAUAUGCCCUCAAGGACAAAGGGAUUGAUAUAGCUGUUGCUUCUAGAUCACCGACUGCUAAUAUAGCCAACACAUUUCUUGACAAAUUGAGCAUGAAGUCUAUUUUUGUAACCAAGGAGAUUUUCUCCAGCUGGACACAUAAGACAGAUCACUUCCAGAGAAUUCAUACUAGGACUGGAGUGCCCUUUAACUCAAUGCUCUUUUUUGAUGAUGAGGAUAGGAACAUCGAGGCGGUUUCUCUGAUGGGAGUAACAAGCAUUUUGGUGAAUAAUGGGGUUAAUCUUGGAGCAUUGAGGCAAGGUCUUACAAAGUUUUCUCAAAAUUGGAAUACAUCUGAGAAGAAUAAACAGAGAUGGCAAACAAAGUUCUCAAAAAAGUCAACUUCCUCUAAGAAUGAGCAGGAAUGAAUGCUUGGUCUAUGGUGAAUCGUAGACUAAGAUUUUAAAGCAUUCAAAUUUUUUGCAGAGCUAUUCUGGAUUAUUUUCUGCAAUUAUUCUACUUUACCAAUUAUGUUGUAUCAAUUACCAAACAAAUGUUUCUUGGAGUGCAAAUUUAUUGUAUAAAGCUACAUAUAGUAAUUCAGGGGAGUUAGGAUUGUAUAAACAAGUUCAGAUUGUUGUUUGGAGAAACACUGACAACUUAUACUAA